Messenger RNA from Ogataea haglerorum, 432 nucleotides. RefSeq lists its product as uncharacterized. NCBI's taxonomy places the organism in Eukaryota, Fungi, Ascomycota, Pichiomycetes, Pichiales, Pichiaceae. The transcript is spliced from 2 exons. The record is from RefSeq and is a predicted model, not a curated record. The coding region runs from base 1 to 432 and encodes 143 amino acids.
AUGGCUCCGCACACAUACCGUUUGGCGGGCGAGAAAAGGGGCGGACACUGCGCCGUGCUGCGGCUGAGCGACCAGCAGGCGGCAGGGCUGGCAAGCGCGUGCGACGGGCUCAAGGUCGUGCCUGCCCGAGUACGCGACGGAGGUGUACGGCGUGCGAAGAGACAACACGGCCGCGCAUCUGGGACGGAUCAGGAAGCGGCUGAUUGUGCGCAAUUGGCGGGGCGAACAGGGCAGACCUACAAGCCCGCAGAAAAGACGGCCGGACGUGGCAAACGAUAUUCGCCGGUUCCAGCGGACGUACAGAGAGUAUUUCCAGCUGUACAAGGAGCUGGAGCAGGAGAUGAACAGCGAGAAGCUGGAGCGUGUGGCUGUUCUGAACAACGAGCUGCUGAGCCUGAAAGAACGGCUGAGCAAGGUGUGAGGAGAGCUUGA